Messenger RNA from Stegostoma tigrinum, 8698 nucleotides. Its product is annotated as A-kinase anchor protein 12-like. Lineage: Eukaryota; Metazoa; Chordata; Chondrichthyes; Orectolobiformes; Stegostomatidae. Bases 111 to 7319 code for a protein of 2402 amino acids. Gene Ontology annotation, cellular component: cytoplasm. The transcript has 5 exons. The record is from RefSeq and is a predicted model, not a curated record. Gene Ontology annotation, molecular function: calmodulin binding; protein kinase A binding. Gene Ontology annotation, biological process: regulation of protein kinase C signaling; signal transduction.
GAUCACGGAGAAGAAAGCAGGAGAUCGAGGAAAGCAGUAGAACGCAGUUUACAGGCCGAGCCAGGAUCUCUCUGUCUGAGCGGGUGAGCGUGUCCCUGAAAGUCCGGGAGAUGGGGGGCCGCGUCUCGGCGCAGGAGCCCGAUCAACUCAGCCCGAGUGAGGAGCAGGAGAGCGGCCAGGAGAGGCAGCACACCGAGGCACUGGACGGCAGGGCUGCUCAGAAGAAUGGCCAGAUUUCUGGAAUUCAUAGCAAUUCAGAGGAUCAAGAGCCACCUGAUGGAAAAGUGGAGCAUCUGAAUGGGCUCCAGGAGGAAGCUGUUCCUGGCGAAGUUGAACCACCAAGCAUAACGCGAGAGGAGGACCCAGUGGAAAUGGAUCUUGAACAGAAGGAAACUCUUCCCGCCAAAACCAAAGAUGAGGAGCCGAGAGAUUCCCAGGAAGAUGCCAGUCCUCCUGUAGAAAUUGGAGAGGAGGCACAGGCUGGUGAGGUCGGCUUCAAGAAGGUCUUCAAAUUUGUCGGCUGCAAGUUCACAGUGAAGAAGGAGAACCCAGUGAAGCUGGAACCUGUGCAGUUGCUGACUGUGAAAAAGGACGAAGAUGGCGAGGCAGAUGGUGAAUCCAAGCAAGAAAUGGGAGGAUUGAAAAAUGGCGACCUAAGUCCAGCCGCUCAUGAAGCGGAGGGAAGUCCACCUGAAGUUCUCACUCCUGGAGAAACAGAAGAGUCUACCGACCAAGUGGAGCCGAAACGCACUGCUCCUGAGGAGUCAGUGGAAUCUGCUGACAGUCCAGUCGAGAGUCCUGCAAUGGAUUCUCCACUGAAGAGAUUUUUUAGACAAGGCUUUUUCUCAGUGUUGCGAAGGAAGCCAAGCUUCAAGAAGGCUAAAGAUGAGCCCCUGGUUGUUGGGGAGAAGCCCGAAGUGAACGGGGAGCAAGUUGUUGCCGCUGGAGACGUUAAUGGUGGGGAAGGCGAUCAUGGACCUUCAAAGGAGCCUUCUGCGUUGCAAAAAGAUGCUGAAAUCUUGGGUGCCUUCCUGGUGGAAGAAAGAGAGAGAGACGAUGACUUUGAAGACCUCUCUGUGGAACUAGCCAAAGUCAGGGAGGCAGAAGAAAGGCUGAUGGGGAAAGGCAGCGUGUCUGCAGUAGAUGACAGACAGCCUUGCCCUGAAAUGAAGAUGGCUGCCCCAGCCUUGGAUAUGGGUCAGGCGGCCCAGCUAACCUUGCAGAGCCCUUCAGCUGAGAGACCGGUGAAGCCAGAAUUUGCCCCUGUCGAAGUCUCAGCAGAGCUUCAAGCAGGACAGACUGACUUAGGCCCAGAUCGAACACAAGUCAAGGCCCCGGAGCCUAUAGUGGGUGAGGCGGAGCUCCUGUCUUCCCAGGAAAAGGCCAAGCUGCAGGGCAGCCCCCUGAAGAAACUCUUCACCAGCAGCAGCAUCAAAAAGCUGUCUGGGAAGAAACCAAAAGCCGCCAAGGGGGAGUCCAAACCGGGAGAUGAAGAGGAGGAGGCACGACUUCAGUCCUCCACUGAAUCGGAGGGCAGUCCAGAUGGCCAGAAGGCGGACACUCCUCCUUUAACUUCCCCUGAAGAAGUGAAUGGGACAGUCCCUGCGGAGACUGCAGAAGCCACCAAUCCUGAGGCGGAGGGAAUGAACGGAGCUGCCGACGGGGAGAGGAAGAAAGAGAGCAUCACUGCGUGGGCUUCAUUUAAAAAGUUAGUGACGUCGAAGAAGCGCCCCAAAGUACCGUCCGAGAAUGACCGAGAGGACGAGCAGACUGACAAAGUGAAGAGUGUGGCUGCCUCUUCCAACGAGAGUGCCAGUGCCGCCCCAGCCGAGCUUCAAGAAGAAGCGAAACUAAAUGCUGAGGACCUGAGUUUGGAGCGCAGCACUGAGGAUCCCAAAAAGAAAGCGGAUGUCCCUGUAUCCUGGGAGGCUCUGAUCUGUGUUGGUUCCUCCAAAAAGAGAGCAAGGAAGUUGUCCGACUCAGAGGUCCCACAGCUGGACGAGGAGCUCCAAAGGUCACCUGAGGCGGUCGCCCAAGUGCCGGAUAGUGCUGAGGAAUUGAGAGCCAGCGUUCCGCAGGAUACAGAUCAGGAGCAAGGUGGGACAUCUCCGGAAGGUGCUGUGAGCAGCCCAGUGGAGGGGGACGUGUCUGAUGGCGCCAUCUCCACGUGGGAAUCCUUUAAGAGGUUGGUGACCUCGAGGCGCAAGUCCAAAUCCAAGCUCGAAGACCGUGCAGACGAAUCUGUUGCCGUCGUCGCCACCGAAGCUGCUGUCCCUGAGACUGAGCAACAGGCCAAGGAGGAGUCAUGGGCUUCUCUGAAAAAGCUGAUUCCAGGCCGAAGGAAGAAGAGGUCCGAUGCCAAGGCUGACCAGCUUCCGGCAGAGGACCUUGGAAAAGACACCAAGCAGGCAGAGGUGGGAGUGAGCAGGAGUGAUGAUGAGUCUGAUACACCAGUAGUGGUUCCCCUUUCUGAAUAUGACGCUGUUGAAGAGGAGAGAGCAGCUGAGGAGCAGCAGCUAACAGUAGGCAUGAAUGCUGUCCACAAGGAUGAACUUCUAACCAAGUCGGGAGCUCCAGCUGAAGGCGGGGAACUGAGCGCCGGACAAGCCAUUACCAUGGACCGGGGAGCUUUAGAGAGCAUCAGAAGCAGCAUUGAUGAGAGAUCGCCAUCGUGGAUAUCAACUGCAGUCUCAGACAUCAUUGAGAAGACGGUUGAAGACGAAGGUAAAAUAGUUGAAGAAAUCAUGGAAGCAAUGGGACAACCGGAGCAUGGUGAUGCUGCUUCAUUGGCAGAUCAAGCCAGAACAGUCUGUCCCAAUGAGAUUGCCAAAGAGGCCCAGGUGAGCUCCGAGGUUGCCGUGGCACUGGAGUACCCGGCUGAGGAGUCCCUCACCGAGGAGACUGCCGAGAUGGUGUCAGCCGUCUCGCAGCUGACGGAGACUCCGGUGACGACGGCAGAAAGCACCCCUGUGCCAGAUGAUGAGGUCCCAGUAACCAGGCAAACCCACGAGGUGCUGCAGGAGGCUGCUGAAAAGGUGAAGCUGUCAGCCAGGCCACUUGCUCCCCCCCGCAAAGUUGCGGCUGCCCCAGAGAUUCCAGGCAGCGACCAGGAUUCCACGGAAAAAGUACGAGAGGAGGCGGUCGGGACCUUGCGUGAAACUGAGAUGUCAGAGCCUGCCGGGAAAGGAGAAACUGGAAAAUCUGACGCUCCUUCUGCCUCUGAAGGCACUAUCCGGGUGGCAGAUAGCGAAAGUCCGCAGCUUGAGAGGGUCGAGCAGACAAAAUGUGAAAUGCUAGAGGUUUCUGCUGCUCAAAGCAUUGAGUCUGAAAUGAUUCCUCCACCAGAUGAUGCUGCUGCUGUUGGGGUUCUACAGGGCGUGGAGGGUGAUGCCGCACAUGUAAGCAAGUUUGACACUCUGCUAGCGGAAAAGAUUGGAGAACCCUUGAGUUUGGUGGACCAAACUCAUGCAGAAACUGCCUGCGAGGUUGAAACGGGAAUAUCUGAACCCAGAGUGAAGCUGGUAAUGGACCAAACUGAGACUGGACUUGAGACCUUGGAAGUCAGUCAAGCAGAGGAUGUUCUGAAGACAGAAGCUCCACUUGAAAAGUCCAAAGCUGCUGAGACAAGUUGCAGGGAAAAGGUUCUGACAGGAGAUGAAGAGCCUAUCAAAGCUGUUACUGCAGAAGUUCCUGGGAGGCUAGAAGUCAAGCAACUUGCUGAAUGUAGAGACGUCACAGUUGGAAUUCCAACAGAAUCUGCUGAGGAGGCCACAUUGGAGCAAACAGCAAUUGCAGAAGUUGCUCGUCAGAUGGCUGUGGGAAAUGUUGAGGCUGUAUCUGAAGAGACUAUUGGAAACAUUCAUGAGAUUGUUGAGGAGGUGGGAACAGAAGAGCGUGUGAUUGAAUGCAGAGAGACUCUAGCCAGUACGAAGGAGGAUAAGGUUGAGCCAGUUUCUGAACAGAGCAUGAAAAUCAUUCCAGCAAAUGUGGAAAUGAAUGCAACUGCGGCUGGAGUUUGUGAAGAAAGCAUUGGAGUUACUCCAGUCGUAAUAGUGACAGAGUUGUGCAGCGAGGAGAUGGUGCAAGUGGGCCCAGAUGUGAGUGUUUCUCAAGUUGGUCUCAGUGAGGAGACCAUUGAAGUCACUCCGGUAAUAACAUUGAUGCAAGUUGUAUCGAGUGAAGAAACUGUUAAAGAUACCUCCAAUGUGGAAGUGACUGAGGCUGAACUUGGUGAAGAGACUAAGCAGACCACUCCUGUAGUAGAAGUAACAGAGGUUCUACCUGGUGAACAGACUACUGACAAAAUCAGUCCAGAAAUGAUGACAGCGGUAGUGUGUACUGAACAGACUGAUGCUAGUCCGGUUGUCACGGUGACGGAAACAGUACGGGGUGAAGAGACGGAUAGUGCCCCUCCAGUUGCCGUGGUGAUGGAGACAGUACGCGGUGAAGAGACAGUUGGUGUCGGUCCGGUGGCCAUGGCGACGGAGACAGUAUGUAGCGAAGAGACGGACGGUGCCAGUCCGGUUGCCACGGUGACAGAGAUGGUACGCGGUGAAGACACUGACGGUGCCAGUCCGGUUGCCAUGGUGAUGGAGACAGUAUGUAGUGAAGAGAUGGACGGUGCCAGUCCGGUUGCCACGGUGACAGAGAUGGUACGCGGUGAAGACACUGACGGUGCCACUCCGGUUGCCACGGUGACGGAGACAGUAUGUAGUGAAGAGAUGGACGGUGCCAGUCCGGUUGCCAUGGUGAUCGAGACAGUAUGCAGUGAAGAGACAGAUGGUGCCAGUCUGGUUGCCACGGUGACAGAGAUGGUACGUGGUGAAGACACGGACGGUGCCACUCUGGUUGCCACAGUGACGGAGACAGUAUGUAGUGAAGACACAGUUGGUGCCAGUCCAGUUGCCAUGGUGACGGAGACAGUACGUAGCGAAGAGACGGACAGUGCCGGUCCAGUUGCCAUGGUGAUGGAGACAGUAUGCAGUGAAGAGCUGGACGGUGCCGGUCCGGUUGCCAAGGUAACGGAGACAGUAUGCAGUGAAGAGAUGGGUGGUGCCGGUCCGGUUGCCAUGGUGACGGAGAUGGCACGCGGUGAAGGGGCAAUUACAAAACAGGAAGAGAUUGUACAUAUGGUAACAAAUGAUAAAAUAGUACAGGACCAAAUCAAGACUAUGCAGAAGGUUGUCGAUGCUCAUGAGCCUGUGUUAUCUAUUGCAGUGGAUGUGGGAACUGAAAUGAGUGGGUCUGUGUGUGAAGAGAUGAUGUCUGUUGUUUCAAGAGUCAGGGAGCAGGGAACAAAGGAACAAAUAGUUGAAAUGCUGACUUCACCGAAGGAAGUUGUACAGCAACAGUCAAAUAUUGUAGAACUAUCCAAAGAAACAAUUCAGACCUCCAUAACUGAGAGAACAGUAAUUGAGGUUGUGAAGAACAUCGACACAGAAAUAGGUGAUAAAUUUGAAGUUGCACAUCUUGAGGGUGCUGUCAAGGAAACCCAUGUUGAGCUUCAAAGUGAAACUGGUAUAAUUGCGAUAACACAGGUAGGAAGGGAAGUGGACCAAUAUCUGACUAAAGAGGAUACCAUGGCCAUGCUAUCCAAAGAGAAAUUUGAAGUUUUGCCAGACGGACCAAUUGGAAAAACCGUUACCAUAGAGUUUUCAGCAACUGAGGUGGUUGAGUCAGAAGCCAAAGAUCAUGAAACACUAAGUUGUGUUACUGACAAGCCUCAGAGCAUAGCAACUGAAGAGGCCGUAGAUACAAAUGAGAACGUAAGUCUCCAACAAGAGUCUGAAGUGGUUGAACUUGUGCAGAAGGUGGGAGAUGAGCUGCCUGCUGUGGAAAAAGACCAACCAACACCAGAAAUUGAAUUCGAGUCUGCGCACGCAGAUGUUGAGCUCGUCCAAUUGGAUGGAGCAGGUGUAGUUGUACCCAAACAAUGUGAAGCCUCUGCAAAAGCUGAUGAGGCACAAAAAGGGGAUGGUGUGGAGUUGGCUAAUGGAGCAACUGAAAAACACCUAAGCAACUUGGAGUCUUCUGGAGAGUUGUGUUCCUCAGAAGCUUCAGCUGAAGGAUGCACAGAAGAGCCUAAACUGGAAGUAGUUCCUGAAUCUGAAGGUGUAACUUUGGGGAGUGAGAUAAAAUUAUACUCUGGUUCUAUUGAUGAAUUUCAAACUGUGCAAAAUGAGACUGUGACCUUAACAACGGAGCCUUAUGUAGCUGAGAGUUCAGAGUCCCGUGAAGUGGCUUUCCCUGUGACUGCAGCUGCUGUAGAAGAACAGGUCAUUGCAGAGACUGUGGGAUCAGUGGUGACGCAGCUUCCAGAGCUGAGAGCUGUAGAUCAGCUUAUCCCAGCAGCUGAACCCGAUGUUAUUCUACACGGACCCGUAGUAGAAACUGCGGCUGCCAUUGUGGAGGUAGCGAUAGAUGCAGCGGCUGGCACCUUGGCAGACUCUGCUGUGGAAAGUGAAGUAGACUCGACUGUUGAUGGGCAGAAGCAACUGUUCUCCAGCACUGAGCAGCUCAUAGCUGACCUGGUUAAUCACAGAACUGAAGGAGAAGAACAGAAAUUGGCAUCCUUAGAAAUGGAGACUGAUGUAGAAGUCAGUCAAACCAGGACGAUGGAACAGUCAAGUACCAUGAUAACUGAGGACCCAAUGAAGGGUGUCAUGAAGUCAACUGAAAUAACAGAGGGACAAGUAGAUCCUGUUUCUUCUGAACAGGAUAAAGACAGUAAAAAGAUGUAUAAAGAUGUGGAAGAAAAGAUGCCAGAAGUACAAAUGAUCUCAACAGAAGAAAAGGAUGAUGAAAUUGAUGAUAGUGUGCAAACCCAAGACAGCAAGGGCACUGAAGCUUUAGAGCAAAAAGUAGUGGUAGUUCAUACAACUGAGUUGGUAAGUGAGAAAACUAUUGAGGGUGACCAGAAACCACUUGAGACUGAAGAUAUGGCAUCAGUGGAAAUGGAGAGAGAAACUAAUGAGUCUGUACUAGUGUCUGAUGGGUCAAAAGUGACUGAAGUAGAAUGUUGCGAGUCAUUGAAAACCCCUGAAGGAAGACCACCAUCUCUAGAACUGACUGAGGAAAAAGGCCAAUCUGUAAAAGCCAGUCAACAGGUUAAAGAACAAACAUCAAAAGCUGCAGAUGAGAAGUCGGAGAGUGAUGUGAUGGAAUCCAUUGGUCACAAAAAUGAUAAAGAAUCUGAUAAAAACCAGACAAUUGAAGCAGUUGAAAAACAAGAGAGUCAAGAAAUGCAAAGUGGACACCAAAUGGAUCAGUCCUCUACUUUAGAACGUGUAAAAGCUGCAGCAGAGCAAACAACAUCCUGAAGCAGAGCUCCAAACCCUUGUGAAAUACAGAAUGUGAAGGCAAAGAGGCUAUAGGAAUAUCGCACAACGCUACUGUGAUGAGACCAAGUACCACUGUUGAUCGACAAUCCCAAAAAAAUUUGCAAGCUAUAUCUACACAGUUAUUUAAAUGUAUCUUGCUUUUAGCCUGAUGAUAAACGUUAUGCUUAUUUUGAGGCAAUGCCCUUUCCUGUUUUCUCCAAAUGUGUAACAAUGUUGUCUGAACAUUGAAGGAAGGGGUAUUUGCUCAAAAAUCUAGGGAUGUUUCUUUGUAUCAUCAAAUUGCUUCUAUUUUAAUGUGAAAUUUAAUUCUAAUAUCUUAAAUAUAAUGUCUUGUUCAUUAAGGCUAUCACUUUUUCAAGAGAUUUGGAUUGGGACAACCGAAUUAACUUUAGUUGUCCAGGAGUUGGUUCUUAAUGUUAAAAGAUUGCAGUGGUGACAGCUUUUGAGUGAAACAGGUCUAUAGAAAUGGCAGCUACAACAAGCUACACUUGAUGGUAUUUCAUGAUUUGCUGUGCCUGUUUUCACCUUGGCAGUAGAUUGAAAUUGACCUCACCCAGGUCAUUUGGAAUAUCAAAGUGGACCCAAGGUUCGGCAAAGCUGACUUCCAUUCUGAGGAAUAACUCAAGAUUUGAAGUCAACCUUAUGGAGUAAAGAUAACUUCAGUGCAUUGCGCAAGGUUGAACCAUGCAAAAUUCACCAAAGCCUAGAUCCUGUUGCAUGUGUUCCAGAGGAUGAAACAUGACCAUUAUUUGGUUAAUGCCUUUAGCUGUUGGAUGAUGGGGGUGGGGGGUUGUAGCUUGCUAAAACUGAAGUGUUUGUUAAUGAAGGUGCAUUAAAUAGAGUUUCUAGUUGGUUUGUUUGGACUUCCAUAAAUGAUCUCCAAGAUGUGCCUUGCUGUUGCAUACAAUUAACGUUCCUGUCUGGAUGUUUCUUUUUGUCCUAUCUGUGACCCACCCCACCAUUCCAGCCCAACACUUUUCUUACUAAACUCCACCAUUUAAACAAGGUUCAAGCUGAUUUUAUUCAGGUUACCCUGUUCAACAUAUUUCCUCCCCCAUCCAUCCAAUUAAUAAACCAACACCCUAGCCUGUAACACUGUCACUGUACAGUUCCUGUCUUGUGUUAAUGUAAUUUACAGUAAAUGAAGUUAGAAAUGGUAACUACUGUAGACUUGUGUACUGCAUGAAUUUAACUUGAGCAGGAUCUAUGACCGAGAGACUGAGGUUACUCUCAUUAACACUGCUGUGCUUUUUAUAACUGUGAAAUUGACAUUUGUAUAAAUUGUAUUUGCUGUGUAUCUAAGCCAUAUUGGAAUAAUUAAAACACAACUUCUACAAAUAAAGUAAUAUUAGCAUUAA